Fusarium redolens is the source of this 1053-nucleotide messenger RNA. RefSeq lists its product as uncharacterized. Lineage: Eukaryota; Fungi; Ascomycota; Sordariomycetes; Hypocreales; Nectriaceae. The coding region runs from base 41 to 952 and encodes 303 amino acids. The transcript is spliced from 3 exons. The record is from RefSeq and is a predicted model, not a curated record.
GUUGCAUUUUCCUUCGGCAUCAACAUUCGAUAGUUUCAAGAUGUCGAUUUAUCCGCAAGAACCAUCCGUUCAGCUCACUUCGAUGCCGCAAUUGGCUGAGGCGAUAAGCAUAGAAGAUAACUGGACUGGAACAACAGAUGCCGCAGCAAGAAGACGAGCUCAGACUAGGCUAAACAUGAGAGCAUACCGGAAGAGAAAGGCUCAAGAAAAGAAGGCCAAGGCGUCAAAGACUGAAGCCGAGACAAUCAUAUCUGAACCAGUGGUUGAAUGCUGGGAUAUCAACCAAGAAUCGAUGUCUAUUGUCCCAGCAUCCCAUGUCAAGAACAUAUACAACGCCAGACAGCCUCUGUUAGCAUACAGAACCAAGAAGAAUCAGUCAAAUGUCGCCUUUCCCCUCAGUUCAGAUCAUCUAAUUACACUCCUCCAAUACAACGCCCUCCGCGCCUUGGCUGUCAACAGGACUUUCAUCUCCGGCAUUCUAACCACACCUCUUGACUGCGGCGAUGAAGACACUAUCCACGUAGUCCCCUACCCCACCAACCCAGAUUCGCUCCCUUCAGCACUUCUCCCCACAGUUCUUCAACAAACAGUUAUGCACUGUGACUGGAUUGAUAUGUUUCCCUCCCCAGAGGCACGGGACUGUUUGAUUCGAGCUUAUGGGACUUUUGAUGAAGAUGAUUUAUGGGCUGAUUGCAUUGGUGGUUUGUAUGAGGGGUUCCCGGACGAUGAGAUGGAAAGACGUGGUUUGAUUGCUUGGUCACCGCCGUGGGAUGUAUCAGGAUGGGAAAUGUCGGAGGGAUUCGUUACGAAAUGGGGUUGGUUGUUCAAAGACCUUUCUGGGCCGUUGGAAGCGACGAAUCGGUGGAGGGUUGAGAGAGGUGAGGAGCCUCUCGACCAUAAAGAUUAUCCGCCAUGUCCUCCUGUGUCUGGUUUUGUCAUAUCAGAAGUUUAGUCGUAAUAUGGAUCCUGAUAUCGAAACUAGUCUAGAUGAGAUAAGAAACCUCAACACUUUUAUCCUAAAUAAUAGAAAGACGUAUUUUACAUAAAUUCGAG